This is a messenger RNA of Sphenostylis stenocarpa, 3363 nucleotides long. The record is from the annotation of a GenBank genome assembly. Lineage: Eukaryota; Viridiplantae; Streptophyta; Magnoliopsida; Fabales; Fabaceae.
AUGAAGGUUGAAUUUGAAGGCAGCCAGAGUGAUUGUGGUGAAUCGCAGGGAGUGUCUGGGACAGAUGAAUCUGUGUCCACCCAGCAAGAAAGUAGAAGAUUGGAAUCCAAGAAGAAACUGAAGAAAGUGCGGUCAAUAAGGCUUGUAAGAUUGCCAAGCAAGAGAUCAUUCACUAGAGGCAGACCCCAAUAUGAUCAUCUCUCCUUUCUCUCAACAGUUAGCACAGAAAGUUCAGAGGGGCAAACACCACUUGACAUGGCAGAUGCUUCACCCAGAAAGGUUUCUGCAAGGACUGAACCAAAGAGAAAACUGAAGUCCUCUAGAUCAAUCAAGCUUGCAACUGUCAAGGGCCAAAAGUCAACAAGAAAGUCAUCUGAAUCUAGUUAUGGCAGUGGUGACCAGAAUUGGAGGAGUGCAAGUGAUUCUGGUAACAAAACCCAGAGAGUCAUUACCAGAAGAUUAAGCUUGAAGCCUGUGAGGAUCUUAGCAAAGAUUCCCACUUUCAAAUCAAAUAACUCUUCCAUGGAGAGGGGCCAUCAGAUAUCUCAAUCCCCAGACACAAGCUUGCUUAGAGCCACUUGUUCUUCAGCUCUGAAGGAUUCCCAUUUUCCUGAUAACAUUGACAUCCCUCAAGAGGAAAGUGACUCUCAAGGAGUAUCAGCUGUUGUGAAGGUUUGCCCAUAUUCUUACUGCUCACUUCAUGGUCACCGCCAUGGGAAUCUGCCUCCAUUGAAGCGCUUUGUGUCAAUGAGGAGGCGCACGUUGAAGAGCGAAAAGCCAACGAAAAUGGAUCAUCAACAUGUUACUAAAUCAAAUCAGAAUGGUAAUGCAAAGAAAGCCACUCGGAAAACUCAAACUGUCCACACUAAAGGUGCCAAAUCUCAUUCUCAGAACAAGAAAAAGCUGACAAGGGACUCAUCCAUUAGGCCUCAUGACAGUCCAGACUCCACAGUUACUGAUAGUGUGGAAUCAACAUCAACAGAUGUAGUUCAGCUUUCUGCUCCUGAUAUUGAGAUAUUGGAGGGAGAAGUGACCAAUACGGACAAAAGUAUGGAGCCAGAUUAUGAAGUACUGGAGGUGAGUUCUGUAAAGAAAGAGUCUACACAUGCUAGCACUACUGAUAUGGCAGGUGGGGAAAAAGAUAAAAAGUAUGGUAACAUGUGGAAGUUGGUUUACAAGCAUGCUGUAUUAAGUGACACAGGGAAAUGUGAAAAGAAGCAGUCCUUUGAUGAGAAGGACAAGGAAGGCAGAGAGCAAGAUUCCCUUGCAACUAAUGAAGUGAACAACUCUUAUUGUCGUGAUAAUUGCGACACAGAUCAGGAUAUCGAUGAUGAAAAUAAGAAUGUAGUAGAGCUGGUGCAGAAAGCAUUUGAUGAAAUUCUUCUCCCAGAGCCUGAAGACCUCUUUUCUGAUGAUAAUUUCAAAUCUGAAGGCGCUGAUUCAGAUGAGGUACUCUUAGCAAAGAGUGAAGGCAAGAGUGUAUCUCCAGUAGCACAGAGGAUAGGGACCAAAUCUGACCAAAGAGCACCAAAAAGCUGGAGCAAUCUGAAAAAGUUAAUCCUCUGGAAAAGGUUUGUAAAGGCAUUAGAGAAGGUGAGAAAUAUCCAGCCCCAAAGACCAAUACGUUUUCCUUCUAAUGCUAACUUCGAAAUAGAAAAAGUUUUUCUUAAGCACCAAACAGCCGAAGACAAAAAGAAUGAUGAGGAAUGGAUGCUUGACUAUGCACUUCAAAAGGUUAUUUCUAAGCUUGCACCUGCUCAAAGACGAAGAGUGACACUUCUAGUAGAAGCUUUCGAAACAAUUCAGCCAUUUCAAGAUGUUGAAAAUAGUCCACGAUUAUCUGCAACAUCGGAGCCUCGAGCAAAUUCAAUUCAAUCCCUUGACAAUUCCUCAAAUCAUAGCAAGGAAGAAGCAUCACUUUCUCAUAAUAAUACCAUGGAACUGGCAGAUAGUGGUGGUGAUGAUCCAAUGAUAGAACUGCACAACCCUACUAUGCUCAAAGAAAGAUGUCUCGACCAUCCUGAGACCGAGACAGUCAAUUUUAUGCCUGCAUUUGGAGAUAUUGCAGAAGACAUAAAUGGAAAGCAAUGUUUAACUAGCAGUUAUGAUAAUGAGAAUAAGUUAUCAAGUGACAAUGAUAAUACUUUUGUUGGAGAGAUCAAAGAUACCAGAUCAAAUUCCUUAAAUAUGCCAGCUGAUUUUAUAAGAAGCAGUCACGUGGAGGCUACACCCAAUGCAACAGUCAAUGAUGUUUCAGAAGACUUGCUGUUCAGUUUGAAUACAGAAAAUCAUCAUAUCAAAUAUGAGUCACCGGGAAGAGAUGUUGAAACCAAGAAUCUGAUUGCUGACAAUGGGGAAAAGCUUUCUAUUUCUAAAAGUUUAAUCCUAGAAGGUCUAGUUAGAUCACUCAGAUCUAAUUUGAUUGGUUCAGGAGCACCUGCAAACCUAUCAGAUGAAUCAACAGCUGACGAAAACAAAGGAAAUGAAAAAGUUAAGUUUGGAACCGAGACUAUUGAAGAGUUCCCUACAAAGGAACAAUCGAAAGCUCCUACGAGUGCUGUUGUAGAACCUGAGACCCCAGUGGAGAAACAGAACAACACAGGAUUGUGGUACUUGGUAUAUAAACACAUGGUAUCAAAUAUGGCUGAAAACAAUUCUAAGUCACUAAUUGGUGAGGGAGAUGAGAAAGAGUCAGCAUUUGAUGGAAGCAGAACACAAGAAUCUUCUAUCUCCAGUGAAAGUACACCUUUUACUGAUCAAGACAUGCAAUUCAAGGACCAUGCUGUAGCUGAUCCAGAAGUUGCACUCCAACAGAUUGAAGCCAUCAAGAUGGUAGAAGAAGCAAUUGAUUCAAUUCUUCCAGAUGAUCAGGAUGACUUAGCAGACAAGGAGUCACUCACUGGCAACACAAUAUCAGACAACUCCAAACAAUCUGACAGAACUGAAAGAGUGUACAGAGAAGGCCUGAACCAAAAAGAAGAAAAGAUGGAAUCUGACAAUGGAACAAUCCAAGAACAAAAAGAAGAAUCAGCACCAAAGGAACAAGACAGAACAAGCCAGCCAUUGUCGAGAAGCUGGAGCAAUCUUAAAAAAGUGAUCCUGCUUAGAAGAUUCAUCAAGUCAUUGGAAAAAGUUAGGAAAUUCAACCCAAGAGGGCCCAGAUAUCUACCUCUAGAGCCUGAUUCAGAAAAUGAAAAAGUUAAUUUAAGGCAUCAAGACAUGGAAGAAAGAAAAGGCACUGAAGAAUGGAUGCUUGAUUAUGCACUUCGACAGGUUGUUUCCAAAUUAACCCCGGCUAGGAAAAGAAAAGUGGAGCUGCUAGUGGAAGCUUUUGAAACAGUCAUUCCAACCAUUAAAAAUUGA